This is a messenger RNA of Meriones unguiculatus (Mongolian gerbil), 1806 nucleotides long. It is a transcript of the gene Il15, whose product is annotated as interleukin 15. Gene Ontology annotation, cellular component: extracellular region. The transcript has 7 exons. Bases 1034 to 1528 code for a protein of 164 amino acids. The record is from RefSeq and is a predicted model, not a curated record. Lineage: Eukaryota; Metazoa; Chordata; Mammalia; Rodentia; Muridae. Gene Ontology annotation, biological process: positive regulation of T cell proliferation; positive regulation of immune response; positive regulation of tyrosine phosphorylation of STAT protein. Gene Ontology annotation, molecular function: cytokine activity; cytokine receptor binding.
UUCCGGCGCAGGCUACAUCCAGAUCUUCGGGCUUUUCAGAAGAAGCCUCCCGGCCCCCUGCCUCCUUUGCUCCCUGCCUCCUUGCCAGGCCAGUUGCUGUAGGUGCAAGCAACCUGUGAACUCAUGCCAGCUCCUUGAGACUUCACAGAGGCAAAGGCAUUCCAGGACUCAGAGGCUGUGGUCAACUGGCCAGGGGGUGGAGACUGCUCUCUGCUCUUAGUUGCCCUUCAGGUUCUGUGCCCCGGGGACCUGGCAGUGGCAGAAUCCUGUGGGCACCUGGGGUGGUGGCCUGGGAGCCUGUGCUCCUCCCGCGGCCUCCCCCAGGGUGUGAUCUCCGCCCCAGCUUGGGCUCUUUCUGUUUCACUUUUCUUUUUAGCUGGGGUUGGGACUCGGCUGGAAAGCGCACUGGGGAAGCCGGGGAAAUCCCGGCCGAUUUCGCCCCUCGCGCCUCGAUUGCUCCGGCUGGCUCCCGCCCUGCAACCUGCAGCCUGAAUUCCAUGGAGGUACUGAAUGGGAGAUGGUAGUGCUGCUGGUGGUGGAUCAACAAUGGAAUUUUUCCCGAAAGCCUACGCCCCGGGCCCCUCCCAACUCUGGCUCUGCACCCUUCUCCCCACCAGCCGCGGGCCAGGCCGCCCCGCCCUCUUGACCGAGACUUCAAUUCUCAGUGGCACUUUCUGCGGAGCGUUUUUCCUGCUGUCCAGACAUUCUUCUCCGGGGUUCUCCUCUACAUCCUCCCCUUGCAGAGUAGGGCAACUCCAGCCCGCUGUACUCAGAGGCUUGCAGUGCGCCGUUCUCCGCGCUGCAGCCACCUUGCCAGGGCAGGACUGGGGGUGAAGCAACGCCUGUCUGGCUGCCCCCGCCCAGUUGCAGACUUGGAAGAAGACAGGAUCCUGCCGCUGGGAAGGCUGAGUUCCACAUCUAACCAAGCUCAGAGAGGUCAGGAAAGGAGGUGUUCUGGAUGGAUGGCUGCUGGAAGCCCAUAGCCAUAGCCAGUUCUUCAUCAACUCUUAAGCAUCCACCUGGGCAUUAAGUAAUGAAAAUUUUGAAACCAUAUAUGAGGAAUGCAUCCAUCUCAUGCUGCUUGUGUUUCCUUCUAAACAGUCAUUUUUUAACUGAGGCUGGCAUUCAUGUCUUCAUUUUGGGCUGUCUCAUUAUAGGUCUCCCUAAAACAGAGGCCAACUGGGAAUAUAUAAGAAUUGACCUGGAAAAAAUUCAAAAUUUUAGUAAACAUAUUCAUAUUGAUACUACUUUAUACACUGACAUUGACUUUCAUUCCAGUUGCAAAUUUACUGCACUGAAUUGCUUUCUCACGGAGUUACGGGUUAUUUUACACGAGUAUAAGUACCAUGACGAAAACCUUACUGAUACAGUACUAAACGUGAUGAUUCUUGGAAACAGCACUCUGUUUUCUAACAAGAAUAUAGUAGAAUAUGGCUGCAAGAAAUGUGAAGAACUGGAGGAGAAAAACUUCACAGAAUUUUUGCAGAGUUUUAUACGCAUUGUACAAAUGUUCUCCGAAAAGUCUUGAUUGUAGUUGAUUCUCUUCAGUUAUUAAGACGCCUCCUCCUGUUGCUCAGAGGCAGCACAGCUCUGUGCAUUUGAGAUCUGCUGGGAAAGCAAAGCUUUCUCACAGGAAGCUGAUGAGCUGCUUGGAUCCCAUAGACUCUUUGAAAUGAAGGGAGAAAAAGCUUUUCUCAGACUUUUUUUUUUUGCUUGCUUAUUUUUAAUUUAUUAUUGCAGUUGUACAUAUUUGUAAUAUAACAGAAGAUGUGGAAUAAAGUUUUGUGUAUGUUUUAUCAAUUGAAA